AUGUCACUAUCGCGUCAUUGCCUCCGCCCAAAGCACAAUGCGUUCGCCAAAUCACGAUCUGUCCCUUGCGGUUUUCAAAAACGAACGCUCUUUGGCCUCGGGUUCAGCAAGCCAAGGCAACCGAGACCUGCGAACCUCGAGCCCGGCAUUAAGAACCUGAUGGAAUUGGAACAAGCAAUCAAAGCGGAUAUACGAACGCCGCCAUCAGAGGAGAUUGCAGACGCCUUUAGGACAUACGUGAAGCACAGGCAGAAGGUCAAUCGAGUCGAUGAAGUGCAAUUACACCUUUUGCAAAUGGCAUACUCGACUCUCAAGAAAGACGCGAGCCUUUAUGAAACCAAGCCAUGGCUAUCUUUAGAUGAUAUACGGCGGGCGCUUGCCAUUCUGUCCUUUCGACCGCCACGAGGAUUUCAAUCUGACUUGUGCAUUGACCUGUCUCGAAUGCUCUUUGAGGACACAACGCAAGAGUACGAGACAGCUAUAGCUGCCGGGCAGUCAGAUGAGUCCUUCCAAGAAGGAUUCAAGGAUGUUAUACUUUCCUACAUCAAAGUACUUUCGUACCAUUCAAAGGCGCUCGUAGCUCAAGAUGUUGUCAAACAGUAUCGCAAGACGCUCCUCAAGGACUCAGAUUAUACUGCAUGGUCUCCCGUUGUACGAGGUCUUGUUCUGGAAGAAAGAGACCAAGAUUUAGAGUCGCUUGUUGAAUACCUUCAGAAGAACGAGGGAUUAUUUGAGCCAGAAAUGUACAGCGACAUCAUUUUCCACUACGCAAGGUUCAGAAAUAAUCCAAAACUGACCAGAACUUGGUACGAUCAUCCUGCUUUCACAAACAAGUCGCCUACGUCAAAAGCCAUUAUAGCCGUUCUCGGACAGUGUAUCAAAGAGGACGAGCUCGAAUGGGGAGACAGCAUUGUAAAGAACCUUAUGCAAGAAGACUUGGAGAAAAAGGAGCUCAUAGACAUGACACUUCGCUGGGCCGCCGCCAAAGGGCGAGGCGUCGAUGAAAUCGGCAAGAUGAUGGAAGUCAUCGCACGAAGAUAUAAGGAUCGGCCAGAUUUGCAGCCCAACAUCACGACCAUCAAUCUACUCAUAAGACUUGCUAUCCAAAAGAAAAAUGACCCUUAUACAGCGGAAAGGUAUAUCAACUUGGGGCAAAAGCUGGGAUUCGAGCCUGAUGCUGCUACAUAUCUCCUUCAACUAGACUAUCGAGUCAAGGUGGAUGACCUCAGCGGAGCAAUGGCUGCGUACACAUCUCUCAGAGCCCAAGACCUUUCGAGGGUAGACAAUAUACAUGCAAUAAACCGCCUCAUUGUCGCCUUUUGUGAGCGUCGACCUUCUGAAUAUGACACUAUAAUGUCUAUAGUAGAUGAUCUGGCUGAUCGAAAUGCACAAUUUACACCAGACGCGGUAGCCGCUCUAUCCAGACUCCAUCUGCAACGCGACGAGAUUGCAGAUGCACAGGAUCUGCUGAAUGCACAUGCUUACUCCUUAGGCCCUUCGGACCGCAGAUCUGUUCAGCAAGUCCUUAUCGACCACAUCAAGGGUUCUAAAACCACAUCGGCUCAAGCUUGGGACACCUAUAAAAUGAUGCGCCGGAUCUUCCAUGAGACACCCGCUGAAAUCUUCAUCGAUAUAAUGCAAGCAUUCUUUACUCGCGGUCGGUCAGACAUGGCAUGCUAUUGUUUUGGCCACAUGCGGCAAUCUCCCAACAAAGCCCUCAGACCGACGACGGAUACUUAUGCCUUGUGCCUAGCAGGUAUUGGAAAAUAUGGUGACGACAGAGCCUUGGAGCUGGUGCAUAACUUGUUAAAGCUCGAUAACGAGAUUGAACCCGAUACCAUGGUCCGUAAUGGCUUAAUGCUAGCAUACAUGGGAUGCGACGAGUCUGACGAUGCCUUGGCGUUUUGGCAAGAUAUUGUUGAAUCCCAGGAAGGGCCGUCUUAUGCUAGCAUCAGGAUUGCGUUGCGUUGUUGCGAGCGGGCGCAACACGUGGGAGAAGAGGCAGUCAGACAGAUAUGGAAGCGCAUCACGGACAGCGAAAUGGAAGUCACUCGAGAGAUCUAUGCGGCGUACCUCGGAGCUUUGGCAGGCCGAUCUCUAUUCGAAGAUUGUGUGAAGGUAUGCAAGGAAGCUGGGAAGUACGGGUUUGAGGUUGAUGCAUUCUUGAUCGGAAGCUUUUUCAACGGAGCGUGGGGUGUCAAAGACAAGCAAGACGUCAGAGAUUGGAUUCGAGAAAUGUACCCUGAGCCCUAUCUGGAUCUGAUAAAGCACGGAAUGUUUUGCACGUCUAAAGGCAACGCUGACGGCAGCAUAGAUGAGGAAGAGGAAGGUAUAGAGGUUCCAGAAGAGAUAUAUGGAACCACCAUGCUGGUCCGAGAAGAGAAGGAGUACUUCUUCGACAUUGGACAUCUUGGCUGGGAUCUUACACUGUAA
Bacidia gigantensis is the source of this 2433-nucleotide messenger RNA. RefSeq lists its product as uncharacterized. Gene Ontology annotation, molecular function: protein binding. The transcript is spliced from 2 exons. NCBI's taxonomy places the organism in Eukaryota, Fungi, Ascomycota, Lecanoromycetes, Lecanorales, Ramalinaceae. Bases 1 to 2433 code for a protein of 810 amino acids. The record is from RefSeq and is a predicted model, not a curated record.